UACAAAACAAAUCAUUGUCUGAACUUCGAUUUUUUCCUGAAAUGUUUGAUCGAUAUUAGCUUCAGUAAAUUUGUCGUUUCAAUGUAUUUUGUGGUUGUUACACGUACAAAUUUUAUAUUUAUCAAGUGGUUUGUAAUUUAAAACAUGGAUGAACUUAAGGAUUCGAGCGUCUUUCACACGGCACUUACUAUUUGCGAAUCAAUCGAACAACACCCUUCUUAUCCUGGAAUUUUAGAACAAGUUCAGAAAUUAUUAUCAGAUUCAUCUGUAACAUUAGAAAAUUUCAAUGAAACGCUGUUAAAAAUUUUGCGGGAGCAUGGCAUUGAAGUGCAAAUUAAAAACAAUGUAUAUCACUGGUUGACGGCAAAGAGGCACUUCGAGUCGCCGGUUGUCGACGCUGCUUUCUUUAAACGAGCGCAAGUUCAAUGGGAUAAAAGAAUUCACAAGUCAUUAAACUCCAUGUGCACUGAGUUGGGAAUUACUCUUGCGAAAGCAAGAAGUAGUCCUGAUAAAGAAGAGUUGACUGAAAAGUGGGGAGAACUUAGUAAUUAUGACAUUGGAAAAAAUAAUACAACACAAUAUCGUCCUGUGUAUGCUCCCAAAGACUUCCUCGAAGUUGUGCUUCAUUUAAAACACACAACUUGCAAGGAAACUUUAGAUGAUCCUGAAUGGGAGUUUUCUUUCCUCCCAUUACAAGUCAAAGAUUUAGAUCAACUUAGAGCAUUAUAUGCCCCAUUUGCGAGAGGAGAACAAAUUUUAGGUAAUCACUCAUUUAAUACACCUUUGGAAACCAAACGAAUGCAACUGGGAGAAAAAAUAAUUCGUCAGGCAUAUGCUCCAGUUGCCCAAGAGUUCUUAAAAAAGGGGUGCCCGAAAAGUUUAAGAGCAGAUAUUUGGAGUAUUGUUUUGAAUACAGAAAUUACUGCCGUUCAUCGAGAUCAUUAUCAAUCACUAAUAAUGCAUACAAUUCAAUAUGAUUUAAUGAUUGACAAACUAAUAAUGAAAGACAUUCAACUGACGGCUUCAAAUGAUGACCAAUAUUUUGUAUUUGAAGAUGUUCUAUAUCAGGUGAUGUUGUGUUUCAUGCGAGAUAGUCAAAUAUUGAAACACAUCUCUAGUCAACCAGGCUACAUGCAAGUUAUUUUAAAAGGUAAACAACCAACUACUGAUAAUACAAUGACGUUUCCACCUAGUGGUGUGAUUCCUUUUCAUGGAUUUUCUAUGUAUGCCGCCCCAAUUUGUUACAUUUAUAAGGAUCCAGUGAAGUUAUAUUAUGUUUUUCGGUCGUUUUAUUUGAAAUAUUGGCACCGGUUGCAUCGACUUUGUGGACAUGAGCAAGGAAUAGUUGCAAUUUGUCUUCUUUUUGAACGCCUACUGCAAAAAUACGAACCAGUUUUAUGGCAUCACUUCAAAAAAAUUAAUAUUCCACCAAUUAAAGUUGUUUUUAAAUGGUUAAUGCGCGCUUUUAGUGGACAUCUUCCACCGGAGCAAGUUCUGCAACUGUGGGAUUUAGUUCUGGGGUAUGAUUCUCUGGAAAUCAUUGCUUUCCUUGCUGUCGUUAUUCUGAUUUUUCGUAAAGAGAAUCUGCUCAGAGUAGUAACAUUGCAAAACGUCGAAGCUGUUCUUGCAGACAUUUCUUCUAUCAAUGUGAUUGCAUUGUUGCAGAUGGCACUUAUCAAGCCACCUCCAGAAAUUAGUUAAUUAUAUUGUGUAGUUUUGCAUGUAUUCUAGUGUAAAAUGUGCCCAGAAAGCGAAUAAAUUUCAGUUCGUUGAU
Dalotia coriaria is the source of this 1774-nucleotide messenger RNA. RefSeq names its product TBC1 domain family member 19. The transcript has 8 exons. Bases 145 to 1701 code for a protein of 518 amino acids. The record is from RefSeq and is a predicted model, not a curated record. NCBI's taxonomy places the organism in Eukaryota, Metazoa, Arthropoda, Insecta, Coleoptera, Staphylinidae.